Symbiodinium natans is the source of this 1800-nucleotide messenger RNA. NCBI's taxonomy places the organism in Eukaryota, Dinophyceae, Suessiales, Symbiodiniaceae. The record is from the annotation of a GenBank genome assembly.
AUGGCGGAUGCCGCCGGCGAUGAAGCCGACGUGGUGCACGCCGUCUUCAGCACCCUUGCCAGGCAGCGUGUGGCGCUGCUCAAGGCGGUGGAGGACAUCGACGCCCAAGAGCGCAACAAGUGCUUCAGCUUCAUCCUGGGUGGAGCCAUGGGAGUGGAUACGAUGCCGGCUUUGACCUGGCGAUCUGCUGAGCACAUCCCCACCGUUUGCACGCGGGUGGUGGAGACCAGCCAUCCCAUCCAUGAGGACGACCUUGGCAAAAGCGCCCAGCGGGUGGUUCGGCUGCCCAAAGCUUCGCGGAUCAUCAUCCGCUUCGACCCCCUGAGCCAGCUGGACACUGGGGACUUCCUCAAGAUCUACACCAAAGCCAAGGGGCCGAAGGACCUGGUGUGGUCGGGAGGGCGCAGUGAGAUCGCCCGCCGGGGGUGGCCUGGGGUCGACGCUCCAGGCUUGGUCAUCGAAGGGGAGACCUUCACGAUCGAGAUGAGCCGGCUGAUGAAGAUCGGUGGUGGCGAGGAGGUCGCCUAUGGCUAUCGCUUGAUUGCGGAAGCCGAGCUGGCGCCCAGCACAGUGAACGACAUGCACCUCGCGUGCCACGCCUCGCAGUACGUUUGUGCGUCGAUUCUCUCCGAGUGCGGGGGCGACAUGCAGGAGGCGCUGCAGCGCUACAAGCUCUCCGAGGUGCGCCAGAAAUGGGAAGAGCUGGAGAGCCUCUCAGAGAAGCGAAAAAAGAGCCUGGGGCUGCGAAGCGGCGGCUGCUUCGUGGCAACGCAGUCCGUGGCAGCGGAGGACGCCUGGCUCCUCGGGGCGCGGCUCGACUUGGGCUCAGCGGCGCUCAGCUUCGCGGCGCGCGAGACGCUGCGGCCCAUGCCCAACGAGUGCUUCUCCGACCCGAACUACCAGGAGGCCUCAGGUCUCAACAUCCCUGUAUCGGAAUACUCUGAGCUUCCGGUGCCGUGGGCACGAGUACACUGCGGAGAUUUGGGCUCCUUGGUUCUUGGUUGCGAAGCGAAAGAGGGGCGAGCGCCUCCUGGCUUCAGCCUGGCAUUGGACAUGAAGAAAGGCAUCAAGCUGGGCAGCACUGGCUCGGGUCACGUUCCCUUCGUCUUUCAUCCCUUGGCCAGCGGCGCAAGCGUCACAUGGCGCGAGGAGACCUGGACCCACGUGGCCAUGGCAGACCUGCCGGGCCACCUGCGAAAGCACCGGCGCCGUCACGAAGUCUUCGAAGCCUUGCUGGACACCCCGGAGAAGGAUCCCUCGAUCCGAAACCAGCCGGAGCCCUGGCAUCGCAGCGUGGCUGGCUCCUGGUGGACAGAAGCCCAGUGGUAUGGCCGGCCAGAUCACACAAGCGGGGACGUUCUAUUGUCCACGGUCAAAUACGGGAACAGCGCAUUCUGGCUGGAGUUCGAGAUCCUGGCUAGUGGCGUGGUCGUGGCUUACCGGCUUCACGAAUACGGUCGCUCCGCCUUCCGCGAAGCUGUGUGGACAUCUCAGCGGAGGCUUUCCCUCUUCAGCGCCGAUCCGGAGGACUCCUACGAACUCUUCGCAGUCCCCAAAGCCCUGGAGGACCACGCCGGGGAGCUCAGCCCCCUCCAGAGCUACAGCCCCUCCGUGCUCCUCCGCAGCGCGCAGGGCCGCUACCUCCCGCGGCGCUUCCUUCGAGGAGUUUCGUGGGCAAUCUUUUGCAUGGCCUGCUCCUUUUUCUUGGGGGCUGCGCUCGCCUUUUCUUCUGGGCAGAAGCAACUCGGAAUGGAGGCCAAGACAUAUACGUACAAUGUGGGGCCUUCAGUUAUAACUUAG